Symbiodinium sp. CCMP2592 is the source of this 621-nucleotide messenger RNA. The record is from the annotation of a GenBank genome assembly. NCBI's taxonomy places the organism in Eukaryota, Dinophyceae, Suessiales, Symbiodiniaceae.
AUGAGCAUCUUUGCCAAUCCCUUGGUUGGAGCUGGAGUUUCGCAAAUGCAUACACGGUCUGGCAACUUUUACCGGCAACUUCUAGGGCCUCCCAUGACUUGUUCCUCGAGCAUUACCACUUGCGGUCAGCAGGCUUUUUGCACGACAGUUCGAGUUUCUUGGCCAGAGUGGUCCUAUAUCUCAACCACAAGAGUUUUCCACUUUUUGAUUGUCACACAUCUGACGUGUACAUUGUGCCAUGCAGAGACUGGUUGGCUCGUUACCACUGACUACGCAAGUAACUUCAGCCCAGACUCCGGGAACAUUGCAUUGCUUCCCGCUGAAUUCCACGGUCCGCCUGAUGCACGAGUUGCGUUUUUGGCAAUGGCUGGUAUAUCGCAGGCAGCAAAGCGUGUGAAUGAACAUGUUUUUGCGUGCUAUUUGCUCCUUUACGCUUUGGCGUGUGAGCAACGCAUCCUCCCGGAUACCAUGGCCGAGGCGGCUUUCUGCAGAUUUCAGCCAGCGAAGUGCAUUGACAUAGUGCGCAACUUGACAUGGCGGCUCUCCAUUAACGGCCUUCUGAGUCACGAUCUUCCGGUAGAAACAAUGGUCGACCCGGCUUUGUUGUUGCAAGCGCUCUAG